AUUCAAUCGAAGUAACGUGGUUCACAGGUCAAAGGUAAAAUUUGACGCUGUCCGGCUACGCUUGGAGCACGUUAGCCAACAAUGGCCAAGCAUCAUCCAGAUUUGAUCUUCUGUAGAAAACAAGCCGGAGUUGCCAUAGGAAGACUUUGUGAGAAAUGUGAUGGGAAGUGUGUCAUCUGUGAUUCCUAUGUGAGGCCUUGUACACUGGUACGCAUCUGUGACGAGUGCAACUACGGCUCCUACCAGGGACGCUGCGUCAUCUGCGGAGGGCCCGGAGUGUCUGAUGCCUACUACUGUAAAGAGUGUACAAUUCAGGAGAAAGAUCGAGAUGGCUGUCCUAAGAUUGUGAAUUUGGGCAGCUCUAAAACGGAUCUGUUUUAUGAAAGGAAGAAGUACGGCUUCAAGAAGAGGUGAAGAUGCUGUGACUGGUUUUCAUUUUUAGCCGUUCAGUUGUGCAAGGUUUUCUUUCAAACUUCCAGAGUCCAUUUUUUGUGAAAUUGAUUUGUAAUUUCAAUAAAAGAUCUUUUAUA
Messenger RNA from Dunckerocampus dactyliophorus (ringed pipefish), 530 nucleotides. RefSeq names its product PHD finger protein 5A (gene phf5a). The record is from RefSeq and is a predicted model, not a curated record. The transcript has 4 exons. Gene Ontology annotation, cellular component: U2 snRNP; catalytic step 2 spliceosome; U12-type spliceosomal complex. NCBI's taxonomy places the organism in Eukaryota, Metazoa, Chordata, Actinopteri, Syngnathiformes, Syngnathidae. Gene Ontology annotation, biological process: mRNA splicing, via spliceosome. Bases 82 to 414 code for a protein of 110 amino acids.